Molecule: messenger RNA, 1503 nt
Organism: Saprolegnia parasitica CBS 223.65
Lineage: Eukaryota; Oomycota; Saprolegniomycetes; Saprolegniales; Saprolegniaceae
Exons: 10
Coding region: 1-1503 (500 amino acids)
Biological process (GO): protein deubiquitination
Molecular function (GO): cysteine-type deubiquitinase activity
Source: RefSeq, a predicted model, not a curated record
AUGCUCAACAAGAUGGUCCACAUUCGCACGGGCCCACGAAAAAACUCCAGCAACAUCGAGACGACGACGACGCGGCUUCCGAGCAACCGCCUCUUCUCGCGGGCAACUCGUCAGCAACCGCGCGAGCCGCCGCGGUUGCAGCCGCUCUCGAACCAAAACAGUAUUGCGCCAGCCCCCGACGCGGACGAACGCUCCAAGAAGUCGAGCACCGAGGAUUCGGAGAACGACGACGACGGCAAUGCGUCGACGGUGCAGCUACCACCCGCAUCGUCGACGUACACGUCGUAUCCCGGUGGUGCCAAAGACAUCAAGCCCCGUAUGGAGGACACGCGGCUCGACGCGCUCUCGAUUUCGGCGCGGCUCGCGACCGCCGGCAUCACAACAUCGUCGUCGAACUCGAUCGUGAUGAAGGAGCGGAGCAGCGCGACAAAGGGUCUCGUCGGUCUCCAGAACCUCGGCAACACGUGCUUUAUGAACAGUUGUCUCCAGUGCCUUAGCAACGUUCCGCUUGUGAUGCGGUAUUUCCGCAUGGGCCAGCACCUCCAAGAACUCAACGAGGCGAGUCCGACCCAAGGCAAACUCGCAUGUGUGUUUGGCGACCUCACGCAAGUGCUGUGGCAGCAAGCCGAGUUCAGUUCAACGCGCCCCGUCGAGCUGAAGCGGGUCGUUGGAAAGCUGGCGUCGCGCUUCAUUGGGUACGAGCAGCACGACGCACAAGAAUUUCUUCGCUUCCUCGUCGACGGCCUCCACGAAGACCUCAACCGCAUCAAGAAAAAACCAGCGUACUAUGAAAUCCCAGGCACCGCGACCGACAAGGACGUCUCGGAAGAGUACUGGCAAUUCUACGUGCAGCGCAACGUCAGCGCGCUCUCGGAGCAAUUCUGCGGCCAAUUACGGUCCGAAGUCACGUGCCAAACGUGCCAGCACCGGUCCGUGUGCUUUGACGUCUUCUGGGAUCUCUCGAUUCCCGUGCCCAAGAAGGGCAAGAGCUUGGCGUCUCGCUUCAGCGCGGCUAGAACCGACGACGACAAUGGCGUGCCCGUCGAAGACUGUCUGCGGGCGUACACGGAGGAAGAACACAUCAAGGAAGACGACGCAUUCUACUGCGCCAAGUGCAAGACGCACCGGUCUGUCGUCAAGAAGAUCAACCUCCAGCGGUGCCCGCACGUGCUCGUGCUGCAUUUGAAGCGCUUCUCGUACUCGACGUUCAGCCGCGAUAAGAUCUCGACGCCCAUCAAGUUUCCCGCCGACGGUCUCAACCUCAAAGAGUUUUGCAGCAAAGACAAUCUGCACUACGACAAGAGCUGGGACUAUGAUCUGAUUGGCGUCAUCCACCACAUGGGCUCGCUCAACGGCGGCCACUACACAGCCGAAUGCCGCAACCCCGAGAACGACCAGUGGUAUGACUUCAACGACGAGACCGUCUCCGGGAUCAAGAAGCCGCACGUCUCGAGCGGCACGGCCUACAUCCUCUUCUACCAGCGCCGCGGCGCACACGGGUAA